GCUCCCGCCCCACCAUGGAGGCCUGGGUGCGCUUUAGCGCCCAGAGCCAGGCCCGGGAGCGUCUCCUCAGGGCCGCGCAGUACGCCUGUGCCUUGGCUGGGGCCGCGCUGAGCCGCUCCGGGAACGGCUCCGAGGGCAGCUCCGGGACCCUGAGCCGCCUCCAGCACCUGGAGGCUCAUCUGAGCCUGGGCCGCAAGCUGCUGCGCUUGGGGGGCUCGGCCGAGGCCCUGGGAGUGGCCCAGCGCUCGCUGCAUCUACCCGACCCUGUCCUGCGCUUCUGCCUCACCCUGUCCCACCUGAACCGUGCCCUCUUCCUGGCCUGUGAUAACGUCUUGUGGGCCGGGAAAACCGGGAUUCUGCCUGGCCUUGCCACGGACAAGUGGAGCCAGAGGUCCUUCAGGUAUUACCUGUUUGCUCUGGUGGUGAACCUGAGCCGGGAUGCCUACGAGAUCCGGGUGCUGCUGGAGCACGCAGAGGCAGCCAGGAAGCGUGGGAAGAGCCCGGAAAACAGGCCCCAGCUCCAGGCUGAUGGUAGGAUCCAGCGUCUCUGGCUCCACCUGCAGCUCCAGCUGCAGCUCCUUCUCCAGGUGCUCCGGGACAACCCCCCACUACUGCUGGACCUGCUGCGGAAUGCCUGUGACCUGGUGAUCCCGCUGGAAAAGCUGGGGCUGUGCCGGAGCAGCCCAGGCAUCGUGGGAUUCUGUGGCCUCGCCUCCUCCGUGCUCUCCAUCCUCACCAUCCUCCAUCCCUGGCUCAAACUGAAGCCGUAGUUAUCCCAGGGGCUUCCUUGGGAUGUUUGGGAAUCCUGGGGGCUUAUCCCAGGGGCUGUGACACCUGGAGCUGACUAGCUCAUUCCAUUCCCAUCAUUCCUGACUCCUUGGAGCCACAAGGUUCCAGCAUUGGAUGCAGCAUUGGAUCCCACAGGGACAUCAGCUCCCAAAAUGUGUUUCUCCCCACUGACUUUUCCAGCAAUUUUGGAGGUUCAACAUUCCCCCUUUCUGUCUGGGAAGCGCCUUUGACAUGGAGCCAACUAAUGGGGAAUCUUUGGGGCUGGAAAAUGUGGAUUGCUGGGGGCUUCUCAUGGUUUUUGGUGGGGUGAAGCCAUGGGUUUGGGAUGAAUCUGAUGCCAGAUAGCGUAUCCAACCCCAAAUUGUUUGGGCAAUUUUCCUGCCUUAUAAGAAAGCUGAGUGCAGGGAGAAGGGAAUGGGAAGAAUGGGUGUCAGGGAUAAAUCCAUGGCUUUUGGGGGGAAAUUCAGGCAGGAAUUUGCUCUCCUGAACCUUCCGUGAAAGCCCAGGGGAAGGAAGUGACUGAAGUGAGUUGCGUCAAGCUGGGGGGGAUCGCUCCCAGCAUUCCCAUAGGGAUUUCCCUCCACUGGAGAAUACUGAGGGGACUUGGCAUGCUGAGUGCUUCCCAGGAGAUCCACCUCCCUUCUGCCCAGAGCUGCACAGAUCCACCCUGGCUGCACUUCCCUUCCCAGCUAUCCUGUUCGGUGGUGUUUUUUGGGAAAAAUCAGAAUGUGGCUGGCUCUCUGUUGGGAUUCCCUGCACCCGGUAUUCGUGGUGCUGCUCCCUCACUGAAUUCCCUUUUUCCCUGGAUUCUGAACCCUGGAUUGCGUGUGGCCCCAACCGAGUUCUGAUGCC
This is a messenger RNA of Pseudopodoces humilis (Tibetan ground-tit), 1641 nucleotides long. RefSeq names its product peroxisomal biogenesis factor 11 beta (gene PEX11B). NCBI's taxonomy places the organism in Eukaryota, Metazoa, Chordata, Aves, Passeriformes, Paridae. Gene Ontology annotation, biological process: peroxisome fission. The record is from RefSeq and is a predicted model, not a curated record. Gene Ontology annotation, cellular component: peroxisomal membrane.